AUGGAGAGGCCUUCCUUGGAAAUUAACCUGCCAGAUACUCAUGAAGAAGGAAAACUUUAUGUAGUUGACUCCUUAAACAACUUGAACAAACUGAAUGUUUGUCCAGAUGAAUCCCAGCACGUGCUAGAUGAGGAAGAGAGCACUGGUGGUACUGGAGAAAACACAGCAGUGAGCAACCUAAGCAAACAGCGCUUAUUCUUCACCACUUUUAUUCUCACUUUGAUCAUCAGUUUGGCACUUGUUUCAUUUGUAAUAUUCUUAAUAAUUCAAACUAGAAACCAGAUGGACCAAAUAUCAAGCAGACUGAUAUCUGAAAAGAAGAACAUAGAAGAGCUUAAGAAAAUGAACAAUAUUAUAUUAAAGCAUCUAAAUCAACCAGGGAUUAAGGAAAAGGGGAGAUACUUCUUCACACAGUCUCCUAACCUUCAUGAGGAUCCCAUGAUAAGCUAA
This is a messenger RNA of Chaetura pelagica (chimney swift), 450 nucleotides long. It is a transcript of the gene LSMEM1, whose product is annotated as leucine-rich single-pass membrane protein 1. Bases 1 to 450 code for a protein of 149 amino acids. The transcript is spliced from 3 exons. The record is from RefSeq and is a predicted model, not a curated record. Lineage: Eukaryota; Metazoa; Chordata; Aves; Apodiformes; Apodidae.